Molecule: messenger RNA, 2875 nt
Organism: Podarcis muralis (Common wall lizard)
Lineage: Eukaryota; Metazoa; Chordata; Lepidosauria; Squamata; Lacertidae
Source: RefSeq, a predicted model, not a curated record
GAUAGGUGGGUUGGCCACCUACCUGUCAAUCAUCUGACAUCAGGUGAUUUAAAGCCCUGCUGCUGCUGCAAAGGAAGAGAAAGGAGGGCCCUCAAAGUGUGCUCCUAAUUUUGCCUUUGCAACCUUGGCUGGAAUUCAGCACUUUUUGAAUUUGGUGUCUUCUUCUGUCGCCGCCCAGGCUGCCAAUUUCAAAAGGUGCCCAAUUCAUGCCAAAGGUCCUAAUUCUUUCUUCCUAUUGUAUUUGAUGCCAUGGCUUUUACCUGUCUCACACCUGACCUCACCAGACAUCAGGAGAUAGGCAAGCCUCAUGGGCCAAAAGAGGACAUCUGGGGUGGGGCCUAGCCUGGGCCCAUAGUUUUGUUUCCCCUGGUGAAAACUAUCAGAGCAAUGUUCUGGUUCCAUAUAAGGCAGCUUAUUUUUGUCUCUGAUGAAGGUGGUGAUUUUUAGAGAACACACACACACUUUCGGUUUCAUAUGACUUACACGGAGCCUUGAUGGCAGGAAACAGGCAGUAAAGAAACAGAAGAGCAAAGCCGAAAUGAUACAAUGCAAGGCAUUUUUCAUUCUGGGGCUACUUGCGCUACCAGCUGGUUCCUCUGGUGAAAAAAAUACUGAGAAAAUGAAAGGAAUUGUUGGACAAUCUGCAACUUUCCUGCUGAACACUUCAGAACAAUUCAAAAAGAUUUCCUGGCUUAGAACUAAGGAAAAGCAAGCUAUUCAAAUUUUUGUGGUAGCGUUUCCACAAAAGGAUCCAGAAGAGAGAUGUGAACUCAUUGACCAAAUUCGAGCAUAUAGAGGGCGGCUGGAUGUUUCUGAGGACUGCAAGAUGUUACAAAUCAAUAAUCUAAGUCAAGAGGAUUCUGGCACAUACAAAGCACAGAUCUGGAUAGCUGAUGACAAAGAAACAAUAAGGGAGAUCUUUUCCCUGAGGGUGUAUAAGCGUUUAUUGGAGGCUGACCUGGAGAUUGUCUGUGACCCAAAAGAUUAUCAUGGUGGGAAUGGAACUCUGCAGCUGAACUGCUCUGCAGGCAGCUGGGAAGAUGAUGCCACGUUCAGCUGGGCCCCAGCCAGCAUGAGUGAAUCCACUGGCAGAUCUCUUGUCACCUGGCACAAUUUAGAAGGCAAUGAUUUGAACUUCACUUGCAAUGUAGAGAACCCUGUUAGCACAGCAUCCAAGACAGUGUCUUUCCUGAAAAUUUGCAGUGGAAAUGAGGCUUGCUACGAAAAUAUGUCUUUAACCCUGCUGGCUGCCAUUCUCGCAGUGGAAAAAGUUGCCAUCAGCGUCUGUGCUGGCGUUCUCAUGUGGUGGAAGAAGCAAAGAGGUGAUGCUACAGAUCCCAAAGGCGAAAUGAAAAGGUUUCUGCUUGUGCCAAAGGAUGUACACAAAGGAUGGCCAAAGGAUGUACACACCCCCCCAAAUUUAUAACUCAGUCAUGGCUUUCCUGGGGUGACCAGAAUUCAAUUUGCUUGGGCUCCUUUUAACUUUGUCAGCCAUGGGUGGAAUCUACACACAUAUGAAAAACGUUCUGAAAAUGCUUUUAAAACCCCCCCCAAACAUUAAAUUUUCCAUAAGGCUCACCAUCACCAUCUAGUGUCACAUUGUAUAUUGCACUUAAACACACACAUUUAUUUGCAGCUGUAUAGCUUGAGUCCAUGGUUUUGCAUGGGAGGACUGGAUCUGAAAUAUGGCUCAGUACACCAGGUGACACUGGAUGAGUCAUGAUCUCUCAGCUAACCUACCUAACAGGGUUCUUGUGAGGGGAAAAUAAAAUGCAAGAGUUGGUUCUCUGCUCACUCCAUUGCUCCCCCCCCUCGCAAGGAAGACAUGUUCUCAUUGGGCCUCUGAGGGGGAUACUGAAGGGUACAGAGUUGGGGAACCUUUUUUUCUAGAAGAAAAGCAAUGGCCUCUGAGGGAAUCUCUCCUCCUGACAGCUGAGCAUGACUCUCUCGUGCCUUGUUUCUUUCCAGACUACAACAUUUAGCCAAGUAAUCAAUUUGAUCAAUCAAUUAAAAAGCCCGUGGGCCAACUUCAAAAGCGUUCCAAAUUAAUUGGAUGUAAUGGUGCGUACUAAUCUCAGUUGUUUUUGAUGGGUUAUUGCUGUGGAUCAUGGCAUCAGCGAAGUUGCCAUAACUUGAUAUAAAAUGUACCCCUCGAUGGAACUAUAUUGAUGCUGGUACAAGUCUUUAUCUUAAAUGUGUCCAAGGAGGCAUUGAUAAAACUUCCUGACCUCCUAAUACUUAAUGUAAGGAUGAGCACCUUAAUCCUGUGUUACCAGCAAAGAUAAAUUAUCUCCUAUUGUAGGAAAGAAUGAGGUUCUGCCCAGAAAAUAAAAUCUUGCUCGAAAGGUAAACUCACGAUUCAGGAAACAUACAGACAACCAGUUAGUCAUUUCUCAGUAUGGCCGUGUCCUUUCAACUUCAAACUCAGGGAAGUAAGCAGAAUAGCAAAUGGCCAGGAACUUGUAGGAAAUAAACAAUAAUACAAAGGAAUGAAGGUGUUAUGACAUUCACUCAUCCAGAAAGACCCUUCCCUUCUCCAUAAAGUAGCACUGGCUCAAAAUAAUACUUAAGCCACUGGUUUUUAAUAUUGGGUGGCUCACAAGCUCCAACGGGACCCCCUUUUCACUCUACGCUCUCAAGGAUCAACCCCAUACUUUACUGGACACAGACCAAAGGCUGAGAGAUCUCUGAUGGUUUAGGGUCUUAAAAGAAGAGGAGGCACAGAUUUCUGAUGCUUGGCUUUGGUUCCAUUAGCCUUCAAGAUCACCCCUUUCUUUGCUUUAUUUUAGUGUGGGUCUGUGGCACAUCGCUGCACUCACUCUCUAGGCUUUGGGGAUAGUUAUAGAAUCAUAGAAUCAUAGAAUCAUAGAGUUGG